Molecule: messenger RNA, 3157 nt
Organism: Danio aesculapii
Lineage: Eukaryota; Metazoa; Chordata; Actinopteri; Cypriniformes; Danionidae
Gene: fam193b
Product: family with sequence similarity 193 member B
Exons: 10
Coding region: 101-2866 (921 amino acids)
Cellular component (GO): nucleus; cytoplasm
Source: RefSeq, a predicted model, not a curated record
UUGACUGUUGUCUUGCUUGAGGAGAGCACUGCCACAAGAACCGAAACUGUGUUUUUACGCUGAACCCGGAGCGCAGCCGACGGGCACACGGAUUAUAGCGAUGGCGAGGAAGAAGAGCAAGCAGCAGGGCACAGGAGCCAAGGAUUCGGUGUUGGUACAGCAGCAGCAGAGCCUGUCGAAGAAGCCCGGCGAUGCGGGAGCGGGAGCCGCGGCGGCCGGUGGAGGAGACGCAGGAGCGGCCAGGACCAGUCAGUCCAUGCACACCUGCUGUCUGCUGUGCCACCGUGAGUUUAAGGACUGGGGGUCAGGCGGGGCGAACGGUCUGCCCGCUCACGGCUCCAGACUGGCCGAGGCGGUGCCGGCGCUCUCUCAGGCGCUGCUGCGGGACGCUCCGGGCCGGACGCUGGCGGACGCUGUGCCCUCGCUGUCGCAGUCGCUUCUGGGUGAAGUGCCGCUGUGGAUCUGCCAGAGCUGCAGGAGGAGUGUGGAGGAGGAGGAGAGGAGGACGCUGCAGGAGCAGAACACACAGGUACCGCUGUCCCACUCGUCCUCAUGUAAGUCUCAGAGCUGUGGGAACGGUUAUCCGGAGAACAGUUCGGUUGAUUGGGAUCCCAGCUCGUUUCUCUCAGCACGCAAACUCUCCGGCCUGUGGAACUCGGCUCAUUCUAAUGGAGGAUCGCACUGCAACCACAACCCCGCUGCGCUUCCACCUGGAGGAACGUUGGGACCAGCUUGCCACGAGAAGAGAUCCUCUCAUGAUGCUCCGGGAAAAGCUGCCAAAACAUUCGGCACUAAAGUCUGUCCCUACAGUCAUCCCGCAUCCCAGAAUUCCAGUGCAGCUUCUCCCGGGACACUUUCUGCUUCCAGCGAUGCAUGCAAGACCAACCCCAAGCACUUCAAGACUAUGUGUCGACGACCAACGCCUCCAGGUGAAGCGUUCCACCCAAACGACCACCACCAGUCUGCAGACCUGUCGGUGCCGCCCAACAGUCCGACGGGUUUGUCUUCCCAGCAUUCCUCACUGCUGCCUCCCAAGCAGAACUCCAGUCAGCAUGUUCACGGCUCUGCUAAUUCGGGACUGCCUUCGCACGCUCCCUUUUCCCCGUUGGUACCAAACAUUCACGCUCCUGCAGCCAAGCACUCGAGCGGGCCGGACAGUCCGGUGGCCCUACACAAGCCCAGCGCCUGCAAGAACGCACACAUUCCCGCUGUUAACACGCAACACGGCAAACUUAGCAACUCGCUUAUAGGAUGCAGUCACCCGUGCAACGGACACAGUAACGGCAGCUCUGUAGCAUCACCCAAUGCUGGACACAUGACGCCUGGGGCCUGCAGGGACCAGGCUUGUAAAGGACACAAGGUACCCAACGGAUCGCUGUGUCACGCUUCGCCCUGCGAGCUGGAGGAAGGAGACGAUGAGGACAGCAGCUCUGAGCGCAGUUCCUGUGCAUCUUCAUCCAACAACCAGAAGGACGGAAAAUACUGUGACUGCUGCUACUGCGAGUUCUUCGGCCACAACGCGCCUCCAGCUGCUCCCACCAGUCGCAACUAUGCUGAGAUUCGGGAAAAGCUGCGCUCCAGACUGACCCGCCGUAAAGAAGAGCUUCCCCAGAGGCAGGAUCUGGACCCGGCGGCGCCCAGUGCCAUCGACCACCGAGACGUGGACGAACUGCUGGACUUCAUCAACAGCACCGAGCCCAAACCCGUCAACAGCGCCAAGGCGGCAAAACGGGCACGGCACAAACAGAAGAAGAAGGACAAGGAGCGGGCUCUUCAGGGCAGUAUGGAUGCGGUCGGCAGUGAACCACGCUCCGCUUCACCUCCAGACCCCAUGGAGGACUCGGCUCCAGACGCAGAUGCUAACCGGCUCCUGGAGUGGCCUCAGCUAGAGCUGGAGCGCGUGAACAGCUUCCUGACCAGUCGUCUGGAGGAGAUCAAAAACACCAUCAAAGACUCCAUCCGCGCCUCCUUCAGCAUGUACGACCUCAACCUGGACGUCAACGACUUCCCCAAAAAAGCCGCGACGCUUGAAGGAAAUCAUUUGCUUUCUCACCUCAACGGAUCGUCUGAUCUGCAGCAGAUCGAUCUGGACCUGGCGCCGCUCUCGCUGAGGAACUUUAAGAGAGAUCUGGACAUCGUGAACGGUUGGGAAGACACGACUACAGCCGCCAAAGACAUCCAGAGGCUUCACUCUACGCCCAGUCUUUCCAAACUCAUCCGCGUGCGCUCGCCAGAAAGAAUCCCGACUCCAGAAUCCACCCCGAACGCCGCUAAACCCAGUGAAGCGCUGCCCGAGAUCAAGAGUUUAGCUGGAGCCAAGAUGAAGAAGAGUAAAAAGCAGCAGGACAUCAGUGCAAAAACAUCAACGCAUAAAACGCAGGACAUAAAAGCGGCGGAUUGUGAUAAGAGCACUAAAGGGGGAUGCAAAGCACAGCAGCCGGAUGCACAGAAGAACGGAAAUAAGAAAGUGGAGGAGGUGAAAGUGUGUAAGCAGACGACAUCCAAUGGUCAUCAUAAUACUGGAGCAAACACACAACAGAGGGUGAAAAACGAGCUGUCGGACACACGGGGAAGCAGAUCGGAGCAUGACGGAGACACUAAAAGCAUCAGCAACACUCCCAGUGCACAGCAGCCCAAGGGGAAGACUAAGAACAAGAACAAAAACAAGAUGGAGAAGCCGAGUAAUGCUAUCGAUGAUGUGUUUCUUCCCAAAGACGUGGACCCUACAGAAAUGGAUGAGAUUGAUCGCGAGGUUGAAUAUUUCAAAAGGUUUUGCCUGGACUCUGCUAAACAGACCCGACAGAAGGUGGCGGUGAACUGGUCCAACUUCAGCCUCAAAAAGAUGCCCUCAAAUGCAGCUCAGUAACAGAUGGAGGAGCCGGAUGCAGAACUGUACUGAAAUCUCCUUUUGGCCUUGGGUACAUAAACCCAGCACUCGACCGGCCCGCUCACAGCCCUUCUGCCUCUCUAUGCCACGGGAAAUUGAUUUAGACCACCACCAUCACCAUCAUCAUCAUCAUUAAACACUUUUUAAUUUCUAGCUGCGUCCUGACCUCAGUCCCACAAACCUGCAGCUUGUGAUUGGGGUACUGAUCCACUGCUUUGUGUCGUAUGUACACGGUUGUUUUUACAAUAAAAAUGUUUUUAAAAUAUGAAA